GUGAGCUAGUGAUGGCUGGUGUGGGAACUCUAAUGGUGGACUGGGAUCGGUGGCCGUUGCAUCAGAAGAGGGGAAACCAUGCCUUUGUGAAGCUCUUCUUGUUCGUUUUCCUCUUAGGUUUCUCAUUCCGCGUUAUCUUCUUCUUCUUCUCUGAUUCCUUUGCCUCCUUGCCAUUAUCCCAGCCUGCGGAUGUAAAAGAUGGAAGGGAAUCUCUCCGAGAUUCCCAACCAGUGGAGGAUGGAGUAGCUUUGGAGCACAGGGUAGAGGAUUCUCAGAAAGAUAAGUGUGAUUUAUUCAAGGGAGAAUGGAUCUCAAACCCCUCAGGACCAGCUUAUACCAAUGAGAGCUGUCUUUUUAUCGAAUCUCCUCAAAAUUGUAUGAAAAAUGGGAGACCAGAUACAGGUUAUUUAUAUUGGAGAUGGAAGCCAUAUGGUUGCGAAGUUCCUCAGUUUGAUGCAAAGAAAUUUUUGGAUGUCAUGAAGGAUAAAUCCUGGGCAAUGAUUGGUGAUUCCAUUCUUCGCAACCAUGUUCAGUCAUUGAUUUGCCUUCUUGUUAAGGUAGAAGUGCCCAUUGAAGUCUAUCAUGAUAAAAUGUUCAGGUCAAGAAGAUGGCACUUCAGUGCUCACAACUUCACUCUUUCUGUUAUCUGGUCUCCUUUUCUAGUGAAGGCUGAAAACUUUGAUCACGAGAAUGGGGCAUCUAGCUCUAUAAUUGACCUUCAUCUUGAUAUACUCGAUGAGAAAUGGAUUAGUCAAUAUCAGAAUUUCAACUACAUUUUGAUUUCUGGAGGGCCAUGGUUCCUCAGGCCAGCAAUUUACUGGGAAAACAACAAAAUCAUAGGCUGCCACUCUUGUCAAGACAAGAACAACUUAUCAGAAAUAUCGAUGGAGUACUCUUUCCGCAAGGCCCUCCAGUUAGUUUUUAACUUCUUUGCAGUAUCAGAUCACAAGCCAUUCAUUCUUUAUAGGACGUAUCCGGUUGCACAUUUUGAAAAUGCUGAAUGGAAUCGGGGCGGGACAUGCAAUAGAACAGUACCAUACAAAGAAGGUGAAUUUAUGGGAACAGAUUUAGAGCAUCUAAUGCGGAAUGUUGAACUUGAUGAGUUUAAAAAUGCGGCUGUUAAUGUUGCUAGGCUGAAGCUCCUGGAUACAUAUAAACUUUCAUUACUUAGACCUGAUGGGCAUUCAGGUCCUUAUCGAACCUUCCAUCCAUUUGACAACAAAAACAACAGUGUGACAAUUCAGAAUGACUGCCUCCAUUGGUGCUUGCCUGGGCCAAUUGAUUCUUGGAAUGAAUUGGUAAUGGAGUUGGUAUUGAACAGAAGUUGAAAUAACAGUUGGAGAAGUGUUUUUGUUUUAUUGAGAAUUUUUUGGUGGUUGAUUUUCAUCAGUUUGUGACUUUUGAUUUCUGAAAGUAGCAUGUUCCACACCUGCAAAUUUCCAUUUCUGAUUCAAAUGUACAGAUUGAAAGGAGCUAGCCGAGUAACUGAUAUGUUUCACAACAAACAAAACAAACUGUGUGCUCCUUCAAGUCAUAGAAGUUGGUCCCUUCUUAAUUUCUUCCAGUCAAGGAAGUUAUUGAUUUGUAUUCUCAUUUCCCAUACAAUUAAUAAAACUUGAGAGUGAUAUCAACAAAACAAUGGGACUUUCACUAGCUUUUGCAUGUGCUCAUUGUGCUGUCUGAUAAGACUUUUGGAGCACUGCAUGUGCUUUUGGGUCCCAGUAUUGGUCCCAGAUCAAGUUGCAAGCAUUCAGAAGGACAACUGAUUGAAUGUCUCCUCCUAUGUGUUGUGGAAACAAAUCAAAUUAGGCUGGUGCUCUGCUAAAUCAGCAAAAACAUGGGGGACAUGCAACAAGGCAUUAGAAUUUACAGGACAAACAAAACAAAGCAUUUGAAAGAUGAGAAUUUUCUAUUCUUGAAUGAUUGCUUCCCU
Dioscorea cayenensis subsp. rotundata (Guinea yam) is the source of this 1933-nucleotide messenger RNA. Its product is annotated as protein trichome birefringence-like 26. The transcript is spliced from 5 exons. Gene Ontology annotation, cellular component: Golgi apparatus. Gene Ontology annotation, molecular function: O-acetyltransferase activity. Lineage: Eukaryota; Viridiplantae; Streptophyta; Magnoliopsida; Dioscoreales; Dioscoreaceae. The coding region runs from base 12 to 1328 and encodes 438 amino acids. The record is from RefSeq and is a predicted model, not a curated record.